This is a messenger RNA of Corythoichthys intestinalis (scribbled pipefish), 2939 nucleotides long. Its product is annotated as gamma-glutamylaminecyclotransferase-like. Gene Ontology annotation, cellular component: cytosol. The transcript is spliced from 2 exons. Bases 117 to 584 code for a protein of 155 amino acids. The record is from RefSeq and is a predicted model, not a curated record. Lineage: Eukaryota; Metazoa; Chordata; Actinopteri; Syngnathiformes; Syngnathidae. Gene Ontology annotation, molecular function: gamma-glutamylaminecyclotransferase activity.
AGCCACCCACGUGAGAAUGGAGAGCACGUACCUUCACGGAGGACAUUAUUCUAAGUGGGUCAAUGUUUUGUGAGUUUGCUUUUCCACCUGCAAUCCAGAAGUCAGCCUCCUGAAUAAUGGCCCGUGUCUUCGUAUAUGGAACUCUGAAGAGGGGGCAACCGAAUCACUUCCGCAUGUUGGACAAGAGCAUUGGAGAGGCACAUUUGCUUGCCUCUGCCGUCACAACAGAGAAGUUUCCUCUAGUGAUCGCUGGCGAAUACAACAUUCCCUUUCUCCUCAACCUUCCAAGUCUGGGUCACAGGGUUCACGGCGAGAUCUACAGAGUGGAUGAGCAAUUGCUGAAUUUCCUGGAUGACUUUGAAGACACACCUACCAUGUAUCAGCGGACUCUGGUGAAGCUUACAGUGGAAGAGUGGCUGGGGCAGGUCAAAGACGAGGAGAGGUCCGCAGCAGGGGACGUCACCGAGGCCUUUGUGUACAGCACGACCACAUAUCGGCCGGAAUGGGUCUCACUGCCUCACUAUGAGAGCUAUGACUCCUGUGGUUCUCAUGGGCUUGAAUAUGUACGAUACCGUGAAACCUGACAGAUGCCGUUUGAUCCAUCAUGGUACGGGGUGCUCUAUUACAAUGUUUUCUAACUUUUAAUUAAGCCAAGAUGCAUAUUUUUUCAUUAGAAUUCUUGCAGGCCACAACCAUAAAAAAUUCUCUAAAAUGAUCUGGUCUCAACUUACUAACUACAUGCACCUUGUGAAAUCACUGCCUAGUCAGUUGAACACAAAGCUGCUACACUACUUGCGGGUAGGCCUGCAACUAAAGAUUAAUUAAAAAGAUUAACAUGUAAACUAUUUGUGUGGGGGGUAUUGAUAAAUCAGGUAGAAAAAUUAUUUACAUUCCUUGAUUCAAAAAAUUGGCUAUUUUAAACUGAAAAAGCAGAAAAUGUUAAAAAAAACAAACAUGAUUCUGAUUUAGUUUUGUUCUGUAGCACAUUAGAAAAUAGGCAAAAAUGUUAAUACUCAUUCUCUGAAUGUUAAAAAAAAAGAUUUUAAAAAUUCUUACUUUCAUUUAACAAAGCUGAUAAGUUUUCCUGAAUAGAGGAUAGAAAUUUGGGACAAUUUCAACAACUUAAGUAGUCAUAAGUUAGUAACUCUCCUGAAUAGAAGAAGAAGCAACAGCGAUAUCUACAGGGGCUGCUUUGAUACAUCUGGCCCAGAGUAUUUUGAAUAUGUGAAGUGUCCAAUGAAAUUUAAAGACUAAGUGUUCAAAGUGUUCCAAAGAGAAAUGUGCCGUUCUGUGUCAGAAAGCUCAUUUGCAGGUCAUGGAACAGGAUUUAUAACAUCUUGAAAACACCCCAAAAAGGCAAAACAUUGCACUGUUCUCAAGUAGCCCUAGUCUAUAUCCUGUUGAACAUCAAUGGAAGGCGUGGAAACAUGAUGAGAAUUUUGGGGAAACCCUUCAAAACUGAGACAACUGCCUAUUUUGUACCAUGUUGUGCUGAAAUCUGAAAUGUAAUGUUGUGCUCAGUCAGUCAUCAGUCCAAAUGGGUAAGAAAAAGCAUAUCUGGACCAAAAAAAACAUGACUUAAAAAAAAAAAAAAAAUAGCCCAAAAUACCUGCUGAAAGGUGUCCAAGUCUCAAGUAAAAAGCUCAUUUGUGACUGUGAUUGUCUUGAAAGGGUACCAUCAUUCUUGUCAAGGCCUAAUUUUCUUGAGUUUGUUUUUAAAGGAUAUUUCCAUUGAAAUGCAAAAACAUUGUCUGAUUUCUACUCAUGCGUCUUUUUUUAUUUUAUUUAUUUUUUAACAAAUGUUCUGACCGCAAAAUACUCGAAUAAUUUCUCUUGAAUUCCAACAGAUUGUCAUCUUUAUUUAGAAUGGAAAACUGCCAGGGCUGUAGAAAAGAACAUCUUUUGGUAGGUUGGUUGUUGGGAUGAAUGAGAUAACAGUAAAAAUUAAAAUAUCAAGAAAAAACGUUUCACAGUGAAUCAAAGUACUGUACAAAAGGUCUCUGUGAAACUAGGGGAAAUAAUGGGUUCUGUUUGAAAGUGGCACUGCAUUGUAUAUAAAUUUUCAUGAAAUCCAAUUCUAAUAAAAAAUGCUUAUGAACGAGUAUGUACAUUUUUAUCUUGAAUGUGCGCAUGAAAUGAUUUCAGAUGGGGACAAUGCAAACACUGAUGUCAAACGGUUGAGUUUUUUUGCUCGGAAUGUGAAUGUGUGAGCAACACUUGCUAGGAGGAAGAAGGUAAAUGCCAUCGUGAAUACAAAAAAGCUGUGCAGAAAGUUACUUAAGGUGGUGAAGAACCUCAGGUGUAUGUACGUUGGAUAGUUGGCGGAAAGAGAUUAUUAGCUGAUAAUAUUUGUGCAAAGUGGCAUGAUUUGGUCUGAAUUAAAAGUCAUUCAGGUUGAAAUGCAACCAAGAGUCCAAAACUUCAUCCAUUUAUGGUUUCAAUCAAUAAUUGUCUUUCCUGGUGCUUGGCAGGGAGCGGCUGGCUGAGCAGGUGGCACUGCGGAUAACCUCCAUCCACCUGGUAAAAUGCAGCAAGAUAAUAUUAGACGGUUGGCCAAGUGUGUACAGAAGAUUAACUUAAGUAGACCUUCAAACAACACUGCAUUUGAAGUUAAUCACGAAUCCUAUCUGAAAUCCCAAUAGCCAUACAUGUGCUACAGUGUAUCGCAAAAGUGAGUACACCCCUCGUAUUUCUGCAGAUAUAUCUUUUUAUGGGACGACACUAACUAAAUGACACUUUGACACAAUGAAAGUAGUCUGUGUGCAGGUUAUACAAUAGAUUUAAUUUAUUUUCCCCUCAAAAUAACUCAAAAUAUAGCCAUUAAUAUCUAAACCCCUGGCAACAAAAGUGAGUAGACCCCUUAGUGAAAGUUGUCAAUAUUAACAUACAACUGGUCAACUGUCAAUAUUUUGUGUUGCCACCACUAUUAUCCAGAACUG